Molecule: messenger RNA, 918 nt
Organism: Perognathus longimembris pacificus (Pacific pocket mouse)
Lineage: Eukaryota; Metazoa; Chordata; Mammalia; Rodentia; Heteromyidae
Product: thioredoxin-dependent peroxide reductase, mitochondrial-like
Exons: 1
Coding region: 12-785 (257 amino acids)
Biological process (GO): hydrogen peroxide catabolic process; cellular response to stress; cell redox homeostasis
Cellular component (GO): cytosol; mitochondrion
Molecular function (GO): thioredoxin peroxidase activity
Source: RefSeq, a predicted model, not a curated record
UGCGCUUGAAGAUGGCGGCGGCUGCCGGGAGGUUGCUCCGGGCCUCGGUUACCCGACAUGCAAGCACCAUCUCCCGGGGCAUUUCUGCCUCUGCAGCCCUUAGGCAUGUUGCUUCUAGAAGAACUUGCUUGACAAACACAUUCUGGUCUGGCUCUACUCAAGCAAAAUUCGCCUUUAGUACUAGUUCCUCAUCUUACGCUCCUGCUGUUACCCAACGUGCACCUUACUUUAAAGGCACAGCUGUUGUCAAUGGAGAGUUCAAAGAGCUUAGCCUGGAUGACUUUAAGGGGAAAUACUUGGUGCUUUUCUUCUAUCCUUUGGAUUUCACCUUUGUGUGUCCUACAGAAAUUGUUGCUUUUAGUGACAAAGCCAGUGAGUUUCAUGACGUGAACUGUGAGGUCAUCGCAGUUUGGGUGGACUCCCACUUUAGCCAUCUUGCCUGGAUCAAUACACCAAGGAAGAAUGGAGGCUUGGGCCACAUGAAUAUCGCACUCUUGUCGGAUUUAACCAGACAGAUUUCCCGGGACUACGGUGUGCUGUUAGAAGGUCCUGGUCUGGCACUCAGAGGUCUCUUCAUAAUUGACCCCAAUGGAGUCAUCAAGCAUCUGAGUGUCAAUGACCUGCCAGUUGGCCAGAGUGUGGAAGAGACCCUCCGCUUGGUGAAAGCAUUCCAGUUUGUGGAAGCCCAUGGAGAAGUCUGCCCAGCAAACUGGACACCAGAUUCUCCUACAAUCAAGCCAAGUCCGACAGCUUCCAAAGAAUACUUCGAGAAGGUCCAUCAGUAGAUGAUCUGUGUGCACCUGAAGCUUCACUACAGAAAAGAACCUCAGCUGGCGCCCUUUUAGCAUUUCAAAGAUUAUUUAUAGAAGGAAAAACCCAAUCAUGCUUGUAUUUAUAGAUAUUACUCUAUUUUUUUUU